Molecule: messenger RNA, 5942 nt
Organism: Orbicella faveolata
Lineage: Eukaryota; Metazoa; Cnidaria; Anthozoa; Scleractinia; Merulinidae
Product: metabotropic glutamate receptor 3-like
Biological process (GO): G protein-coupled receptor signaling pathway
Cellular component (GO): membrane
Molecular function (GO): G protein-coupled receptor activity
Source: RefSeq, a predicted model, not a curated record
UGUCCAUCCAUGUAUAUCCCUUAAAGAGAGCAACGAUGAUAGCCAAAUAUAAACAGCUUCGAGGCAGAACAUCUCGUUCACCCCGUUAUUUGGCCAACAUGAGAAUAUGGAACCCGGGGCAGGUUUCUAGCAAGUGAAAACGCUCGUUGAAACGGUAAGAUGUUAGAAACACGUUACAGUGUUUACACAGAUACAUAUAACCGCCACCAAAAACAAAUUGUUGAUAUGUGAAACUUACUAAAGAUUUCCUAGCCGGGCAGUAUACGUUCUUCAGAAAUGAUUAAAAAUUAAGAUUGUCAGAGGUUAAUUAGGCAAUUUUACGUUCAGCCCACCUUUCAAUCGGCGGUUAUGAAACUGAAAUACAAGCCUUUCCGCCAACCUAAAGAUAUUUGUAAAUUAGAAGUGUUUUUUCCAACAGGUUUCCUGAUUUCGUUUUAUGGAAGUUCGAUAUUUGGGCUUACAUGUAAAACUAGACCAAACUGUUACAAUUGAAUUACAGACGCCAACUUUACAAGCUUACAAGAGGAACUUGAAGUUUAAUUUAAGAUUGUUCUUCGAAUAAGAAUUGCUGCUUUUGAUUUAAACAACUCGAAGUGUUGUAAUCAUAAAUCACCUCGCAAAACCCUCUGUCGGGUGAAAGCGCAAUCUGAUUGGCUCCACAAGGGCCAUCUAAUGAGAUCGAUAGACAGCAUCAGGAACUGAUCAAUCUUUGAAAAUGGAGUAUAGUGUUUUGUUUGAUAAAUUGGUCAGUAGGUAACCGUAUUUUCCGAUUAAGCUCCCCGGCGUUUAUUUCAAACUUCAAGAGCUUCGUUGAUCCGGCGGAGUAUAUUAGAGACUUUAAUCAUUAAUUUUUAAAGCUAAAUAUAAACCUCUGUUUAUUAUGCCUCGAAAAUGAAUCCCUUGAAAGUCUUAUUUAAAAAUCUACAAGGGAAACCCGGCGUUAACAUUUGGCACCCGGCGUUAAAUCGAGAAAAUACGGUAUGCUAAGACGAUUAAACUGUUCGGUGACAGUAUAUAUCGCCUUUGAUAGUUGCUCGCCGUCUUAUUGUUCAAUACUUGCCAGUUCUGUUAUUGACAGUCGAAUGCUUCACGACAAAUGCAUAUCAAUUGCUACCGAUGAUAAUGAUAAUGAUAAUGAUGAUGACGGAAGACGAUUCGGACGAUUCGGACCGAGCACUGAGGCAUUUGCCAAUCUCUUGAUUCUUUAUGCUGAGUACCAUUUUCUUUGCCGCUCACAUACUGUCGAAUUUGCCAGAGUUGACUUGCAUGAAGCCUGCUUGCCUCUAUGUUGGGCCUUUCCAAAAAUAUGCGGAUAUUUUAUGGGAUAUUUAGAAGUUUCCGAGAUAUCAACUGUUUACUUAUAUUCGCUGUUUAUACUUGAAACGAACACAGUUCAAUGCCAGAACCAAUCCAGUUGAGCAAUUUUCCACUUGAAAAAUGUAUUCAAUAUCACUAAUAACACUAUAGAGGAGUAAUUCUCCAAAAUGGCGGGUGCUGGUAACAUCGAAGCACCUAAAUCGUCUUCCUCUACUCUUUCUACUACUGCAAGAAAAUAUUGCGUAGCCUAAGGGAUUCAAAAUCAAUUUAUUUUUGAAACAAAAAGAAGAGAUAUUGUUAAGAGGAUUUUUCAAGAUAUUUAUUAGAAAAACUUUUGUUAUAUUUAGAAAUGUUUUGAGAAUUUCGGGGAAAAUAUUAAUUUAGACGAUUUUACGUGAUGUUUGUGGAAAGGCCUACUCCAUGUCCACUCGUGCAAUAGUUAGAGCUUGACAUGAUUUACACAAGACUUUGAAACCGUGCCAACAUAGUAGAUAAUUUUUUAGGAAACUGGAGGGUUUCCAGAAUGUGUGAAAUUUGUAGCACUUAGAACCUGGUACAAACGUUUCAGACUGUGCAAAUGCGUGCGAACUGUUUCGAUAUUUAUUCUCAACGUGUAAACAGGGCGCUUCCCUUCUGUCGAAUUCUGACUGGACGAUCAAAAACCCGGCUCACGACCCAUUAAAUUGCGCGGGACUGGUCAAGCCAUUUUUCAUGUGGUGCUGUCUGAAUACAAAUUUAGAUUUCGAGUAAUCCUUUUUUAAUUGCAGAUUUUGACGUAAGAAUUUCACAAAUUCUACAAAAACAACAUUUGCCAAGGAUUUCGGCCAGCAAUGCCUUUUGUUCAGGAAUCUGCCGUUCUUCUUCGAUUUGUGGUAUCGCUAGGCAUUUUCAUCGUCGUUUGUACAACUAAUAGUCAUUCUCCAGACGACCCUCGCCGUUAUGGCUCAGCUUCAACCAAGGUUCACUCUUCAGCAUCUCGAGUGGCGAAGAUUGAUGGAGAUGUAUUCCUCGGCGGACUCGUUCCAGUCCACGCUAAAGGAAAUGGCUCGACCAUAUGCGGUGAACUGAACGAACAAGUUGGAAUUCAUCGAGUGGAGGCGAUGUUGUACGCUAUGGACCAGGUGAACAAAAACAGCAAUCUUCUCCCUAACAUCACGCUUGGCAUGGAGAUCCGUGACGACUGUGGAACGGUGAACACGGCCUUGGAGCAGUGUCUAAACUUUGUUCUCGGGACACUGACCAACAAGGAACAGAUCUGUAGCUCCCUGCAGGCCUCGGACGCAGUGAAGAAAAAGACUACUCUGGUAGGGGUGGUAGGGCCUUCAUACAGCACCACCACAGUACAGGUCGCCAGUCUUCUACGACUCUUCGAUGUGCCGCAAGUCAGCUACGCUGCGACAAGCGCUGAAUUGAGCGACAAAGGCAGGUUUGAAUACUUCGCUCGCACUGUCCCCCCGGAUUCAUUUCAAGCGAAAGCCAUGGUGGAUAUCAUUACCUACAUGAACUGGACAGCGGUUUUCGCAGUUCAUUCACGCGGCAGUUAUGGUGAACAGGGCAUGCAGAUUCUUGAAAAGUUUUCGGCACAGUCAAACGUAUGCAUAGCUGAUCACUGGCAAUUAGAACCUGAUUUCGCUUUGGAGGACUAUGACAAGAUCAUAGAAAAGUUCCUGAAGGAAAAAGACAUUCGCGUUGUGGUGAUGUUUUGUAAUUCUGAAGAUCUACGCUCGAUGCUGUUGGCCGCCAAAAGGGCGCAGACGAGAGGCGUGAAAAAGCGGUUUAUUUGGCUGGCAAGUGAUUUCUGGGGAACAAGAUAUCGCCAUCUUGAAGGGCUAGAAGAUAUCGCCGACGGAGCCAUUACUCUAGAGUUUCAAACCUUUGAUGCGCAGCUCAAGCCGUUUUACGACUAUUUUUCCAAACUUAAUCCAGUGACUAAUACGCGAAAUCCUUGGUUUAGAGAAUAUUGGGAGAAGCGGUUUCAUUGUAGCUUUGGAAACGAUUCGUCGCCUGAACGCCACCCUUGUUAUUCCCGAGAGAACUACGUGUCAGUUCUUGAUAGAUUCGAUGCCAAAGUGCCUUUUGUCAUUGAUGCGGUCUUCUCGUUUGCACAUGCGCUUCACAAUAUGCAAAGAAACGUGUGCAGAGCUGUCCCAGGCUUCUGCUCGGAGUUAAAAAAUUUGGAUCGCUCGACGCUUUUGUUUUAUCUACGUAACGUGUCUUUCAAUGGAACAACGGGACUGGUAAGAUUUAAUGAGAAUGGUGAUAGCGCUGGAAAAUAUGACGUUUAUGUGUUCAGAAAGUCUCAAAGUUCUUCUUAUAAAAGACUUGGCAGUUGGAUUGAAGGAGAAUUGAAUUUCGACCCUAAAGAACUUUUCAAUGGAAGUGCUUAUCUUGAAUCGCAUUGUGGGAAACCUUGCGGGCCCCGAGCCAUCAAGCGCAUACGCGAUACGGUCUGCUGCUGGACAUGCGAAUAUUGUGACGCAGACUCGUACGUAGCUAACGAGUUCACGUGCCAGACAUGUGAUAAAGGAAUGCAACCUAAUGCCGAGUUUGACGGUUGUGAACCCUUACGUGAAGUACAUCUCAGUGGUAUCUGGAUUGCUGUUGUUGUGACAUUUUCUUCGCUCGGAAUCCUGGCGACCUCCGUCGUUUGCGUGGUUUUUGUUAAAUUCGCUAAAACGCCACUCAUAAAGGCCUCCGGACACGAACUCUCCGUUCUUCUUCUUCUCGGAAUAGUACUUUGCUACGGCUUCGCAUUUAUCAUGGUCUCGUAUCCUAGCAAAGUUGUUUGCGCUAUUCAAAGAUUUGGUAUUGGUCUGUGUUUCUGUGUUUGUUACGCUUCCCUGUUAGUGCGUACAAAUAGGAUUGCGCGCAUUUUUAGCGGAGUAAAAACGCCCUCGUUCAUCAGCCCAAAGUCUCAACUUCUGAUAACCGCUGUGAUCAUUGCGCCAGAACUCGCCAUGGCGAUUACAGAACUUUCAAUCCGACCACCGAAAGCCGUGGCUUCGUAUGAGCAAAAAGACUUCGUUCUCAUCAAGUGUAACAUUAGCACUGUAGCCAUGGCCAGCCUGUUUGCAUACAACGCUUUCCUUAUCAUCCUUUGUACAUUUUACGCGUUCAGGACUCGUAAAACUCCAUUGAACUUUAACGAAGCAAAGUUCAUCGGUUUUUGCAUGUACACGACUUGUGUGAUAUGGAUUGCGUUCGUCCCGGUGUAUUAUGGUAUUGGAGGCGGUUUUGAGGCUGUAGCUCUCGCCUUCAGCUCUAUAGUAAGUGCAACGACGAUCUUGACUUUCAUCUUUAUGCCCAAAGUGUACAUUGUGAUAUUUAAACCAGAGAAGAACAUCAGGAGUAACUCAAGACUGCGCUCACGGACGAAGUCGCUGGAUUUUAACAUGCCAGAGUUGGAAAGCGAUUGUAACGGUCUGUCUUACCGGACGUCCAGCAGCACACCUGCUACGCCAACCUUGAUGAUAAACAAGAUGGUCAAGAACGGCGGGUCAGUGAAGCAAAAUCAGAUUCAGCUGCCUCGCUUCACAGCCAUCUGACUUGACACUGAGCUGUUUAUGUGUAUUGGCUCAACUGAGUUCAAAACCAAAGUAAUGACAGAGGCAGUCGUUACGAUAAAAACCAAUCACGAGUCGUACUAAAUUCAUGUUACCAUUGAAAAGCGCGGGAAAAUAUUGAAACGGUGAAAAGCGCGGAAAAACAUGUUGAAGAUGAAAAGCGCGGGAAAGCAUGCUAACGGCAAAAAGGCGCAGGAAAACAUGGGUACUUUCCAUUUUGCCAGACCGACCGGUCAGAGACCUGUGGGAUACCUGAGGAAAAAUGAUCUAAAAAUGGAACGACAUUUUCCGAUCAAACCGGGACAACCAAGAGGAAUGGCUCUUACCGUUUUUUAUUCCUUUACCGAAUUCCCUAUAUAAGUGAAAUCUGCUGAAGAGAAAAGUAGGACAAUGAACUUGUUUAUCUAUAUGGAACGGCAAAUUUUGGUCCGACCGGUCCGACCGGUCAAAGUGGACCACCUCAAGGGGUUUUCCCGAAUAUUCUGGCGGGAAUGAACCGAGACGGACCUUUUCAUUUGACUUCCGACCGAAAAUUCCGGAAUCUUUGGCAUAAUGGAAGGCACCCCAUCUUAAAGGGUUAAAAGUGCGAGGAAAAAUUUAAACGGUGAAUAGAGAGGAAAAACUUGUAAACAGUGAAAGGAGGGAGUGGAGAGGGGGAGGGGCAAACAAGUAAACGGUGAAAGGCGCGGGAAAAAUGCAAACGGUGAAAAAGGCGGGAAAACCGUAUGCUCCUACAAAACAUUGCUGAAAACAGCACGGAACAGUAUCAUAGAUGGCUGAACUUAUGUUUUGACAGGGGAGGGGCUUGGGUACGUUUUGUCAUUGUAUGUUAAAUAAAAACUGACUGGUUUUGAGAAACUAUAGUCUAAAAAAAAUGCUGUAAAAAUUAUUCAAUUAUCAAUUUUAUCUUUUUUAUUAGACUCGAAAUUCGUUUUUAGAUUUUUUUAAAAGAAAAUCUGUAUGUAUGCUAUCAUCUUCAGUCUCCUGAUUUUACCAUACAUUGUAAUUAUUCAAUCUUUCUUAAAAUGGUUGAGUUAGAUAAAAUAAAAGUGAUCUAUAACC